Messenger RNA from Drosophila bipectinata, 1461 nucleotides. RefSeq names its product putative serine protease K12H4.7. NCBI's taxonomy places the organism in Eukaryota, Metazoa, Arthropoda, Insecta, Diptera, Drosophilidae. Gene Ontology annotation, molecular function: dipeptidyl-peptidase activity; serine-type exopeptidase activity. Gene Ontology annotation, biological process: proteolysis. The record is from RefSeq and is a predicted model, not a curated record.
AUGAAGUGGCUCUGUGCUACUCUGCCAUUAAUAGUGUCGCUGUCAUCCAUUUUGGCAAUCUAUAAUCCCUAUAAGCGAGAUUUGGACUUACUUAUCCAAGAGCCCUUCUCAGGACCCUACACAAAAAACGAAGUGGCCUCGGUUGAGGAACUUUGGUUGGACCAAAAGGUUGAUCACUUCGAUGAGAACAAUAAUGGAACUUGGAAAAUGCGAUAUUAUCAGAACGCAAAGUACCACAAUCCCCAUGGACCCAUUUACAUUUUUGUGGGCGGCGAGUGGACCAUCAGUCCAGGAUUAAUGAGCACAGGCUUGACCCACGAUAUGGCUGUGGAAAACGCCGGAAUGCUUUUCUACACAGAACAUCGCUACUAUGGCCUGAGUUUGCCUCAUGGAAAUAAAAGUCUGAAAGUGGCUCAGCUUAAGCAACUCAAUCUACAGCAAUCCUUGGCUGAUUUGGCAUUCUUUAUACGCCAUCAAAAGUCGGUAAAUUCGGAACUACAAGACUCCAAAGUGAUUUUGGUCGGCGGCUCUUAUUCUGGAAGCAUGGUGACCUGGAUGACCCAAAAGUAUCCGGAUUUAAUAGCUGCUAGUUGGGCUUCAAGUGCUCCCCUCCUGGCCAAAGCGGAUUUUUAUGAAUACAUGGAUGCGGUGGGCAGCUCCGUGCAGCUUAGCUAUGGUCAGAAUUGUUCCCACCGAAUUACGAGGGGCUUUGAAUAUUUGGUAAAAUUGUUUAAUGAAAACAAAAUUCAAACUUUGCUGAGUAAAUUCAAUGGCUGUAAGGAUUAUGAUCCUGAAAACCCACUGAACAGGGCAGCUUUUUUUAACGGCUUGGGAAAUUAUUUUGCCUUGAUAGUGCAAAGUUAUAGAGCUUAUAUUCCCCGUUUGUGCGAGAGUCUAAUGUCGUUGGACUCCAGUGACGAGGUGGCCUUUCUGAAGUUUUUGGAGCUAUUAUAUUCCGAGGGUAGGCGAUCCACAGCGUGCCAGGAUUUUGGCUACUCCGCAAUGCUCCAAUUGUUUAGCGAAGAGGAAGAUCAUGGCUCUGGCACUCGAGCCUGGUUCUAUCAAACUUGCAAUGAAUUUGGCUGGUAUACAACCACCCAAUCCAAAUCAUCACUAUCGGCCGCGUUUGCCAAUCAGGUACCCCUGUCCUACUUCGAAAAACUUUGCCAGGAUGUGUUCGGACCAGAACAGACUCCGCAGAAGUUGGCCCGGGGUAUUCGGCAAACGAAUUUGGAAUUUGGUGGGUUCGGUUUCAAUCAUAGCGAGCGUUAUGCACAAGUAAUCUUCACGCAUGGCCAGCUGGAUCCGUGGCGUGCUCUGGGCCAGCAAACAGGCGGCCAGGCCGUCGUCCUGACGGGCUACUCUCAUGUUGAGGAUUUGGCCAGCAUCCGGAUAACGGACAGCGUUCAGAUGAAUCUUGCGAAGUUGCGUGUGAUGUCCUUUUUGCGACGUCAUGUAUGA